UAUAUCAGACAAUCCUUAAUGUCAUAAUUUAAUAAUAUUGCUUAUGUUUCAUUUAAAUAUUGCAACGAAUAAUUUGAGCGCAUUUGUGGCAGAAAGGUGUGGCAAGUGUUUGUUGAUAGUUAUAAUUCUUUUGUGAGGUCUUGUAAACAUGACGGAGACGGAAAUGACCAGCCUGGAAGAGAUGUUAAUGGAACAUGACAGAAUCGAGAAUGAAAUUUCUGAAAGAUUUCAAGCUUUGACACGUAGAAGUAGUGUAAUGGAGAUACGGGAUAGAAUGCGGGCACUUAUCACCGAAAAUGCAAAUCGUGUCGAGACGCUUCAAGAAAAUAUUGACGCUUUAGAGGCCGAGAAAGAAACAGCUGAAAGAGAAAACCAAAGGCUUCAGCAAAGGUUGGACGAGGAACUGGAAAUGAGACAUAGAUCAGAGCAGGAUCUGAAAAGAACUAUCCAAGAUCUUGAGAGGAAGGUACAGCCACUUGAGCGGAAAUGUUCAGAUCUUGAACGAGAACUGCAGGAAGCGAGACAGAGAGCCGAGACCGCAAUGGAAGAAAUUCAUGGUUUAAGACAGGAAAUAGAGAAAGAGAAAAUAGAUAGGAGAAUUACCUUGGUGAAACUUGAAAAUGAUGCGACAGCUAAAGAAAGAUCCUUGAGAGAGGCUGAACUGGAAAAUGCUAGGCUGAAAGAAAAAAUAGACAAAUGUGAACGAGAGUGCGAGAAUAAGGGUCGUAACAUAAGCCUUCUUAGAGAAGAGAACGCGAAUCUAAAAGCAGAGAUAACAAAAAUUGAUAUCAAACUGGCUUCUGAAGGACAGAAGUUCAAAGAAAGGAUAUCAGAGAUGGAGAGACAAACUUUGCGCUGGGAACAAGAGAACCGUGAUUUGAAUGAUAAACUUGCACUUGCAAUGCGUAUCAUUCACGACUACAUACGAAAGAGUGUCCUUACCAGAGAAGAAUUCAGUAGAAUUCGUGCAAGGCUGGAUGCAGUUGAUCGUGAGGAAACCAUGAAUAGGGAGCAACUUGAACGCGAUUUAAGACAAUUCAAUACACGAUAUUAAUCCGUUUAGAAAGACUGACAACUGCUAUGGUUACAUACAAUGUUUUAAGCUUUAUAUGCUCAGUGUAUUCUAUAUAGUACAUGUACCAGUUUGUUUUUAUGAUUAGCGCCGGAAGAUUGUGAAAACAAAACAUAUAGCUAUAUUUACUUUUCAUCGUUUUCUUACGCGCUGUCUUAUUUUUCUGUUUCUUUCACUCGUUGUUGCUUAAAUUCGUCAGUCUUUUUAUGGAUAUAAUUUAAGUUUGUGUUUGAUAAAUGCGUUUUCAAAACAAGUGCAGCCAGUUCAGGAAAAUCAUUUGAAAUAUUACUGAAACAGUUGAGUAAGCUGAAUUUCCUUAGUUGUAGAGAACCCCCUAUAAAUUAUAAAAAUGGACUUUAAUGAAAACGUAUGUACAUCAUUUCAAAGACAUAAAAAGAUACUCUUAUCCUUUAACGUUUUUCUGACAUAAACAUUGUGACGUAACGACUGCGCGCAUAAUACAAUCAGGUAAAUGCAUGAGAUACUAAGAUGGUUAUUUAACUUAAAAGAUCAAACAGCCCUUCACUCGUGAACAUUACUAAUAAAAUACUUACUUGGUGGGAAGUUUAGCUCUUACUCUGAGACAAACAUUCCAACAAACAAAUAUUCUUUAUAUCUUGGCAUAUCUUACUGUUUUUUUUUCUUCUUAUUACAUAUCGAGUGGUGAGUGCAAAAGAGAUCUAAGUGCACAUAGAAAGAGAGGCACUUAGACUUUUUUCGCACUCAUACCAUUUUAUAUACCACCAGUAAGAACCUAUGUCUAUUCUUGUGUUUAUUUUCGGCAAGAUAUAAAUUUACAGGUUCUUAUCUUGAAAUAGAUGGCGACAAAAUGUUACAUAUUUUUUAUCACCUUAGCAUUUUGUAUGCAAAAAAUUA
Molecule: messenger RNA, 1948 nt
Organism: Mercenaria mercenaria
Lineage: Eukaryota; Metazoa; Mollusca; Bivalvia; Venerida; Veneridae
Product: chromosome partition protein Smc-like
Exons: 8
Coding region: 149-1054 (301 amino acids)
Source: RefSeq, a predicted model, not a curated record